Molecule: messenger RNA, 1857 nt
Organism: Blepharisma stoltei
Lineage: Eukaryota; Ciliophora; Heterotrichea; Heterotrichida; Blepharismidae
Source: the annotation of a GenBank genome assembly
AUGAACCCCAGUAUUCACUACGCUUUUCAAGAUUUAAGCCCAAACUAUAAUCAAUAUAUUUUUCCUCCAAGAGCUGUUGACGCAGAUUCACAACAUCAAAACGGGCCAAUCAGAAUAGAAGAGAAUCCUCAAAUAAAUGACAAAUUCGAAUUGACGUUUUAUAAUCAAUCCAAAUCUGACACUCAAGAUAAAACCAACGAAGAAGAACUAAUAGAGCAAGCUUAUGGUCCAAGUGCAAGAGACUUAUCCCAAAAAAUAGAUGCCGAGCUCAGUGAAGAUAUAGUCUCAAAUUAUUCCAUUGAAGAUUCAUUAAGAAACCUUGUCUAUUCAGAAAGCAGCCUUAACGAAACUCCUAGACUAAUGGAUACUAACAGAUCAAGGAAUGAAGAUCCGAGAACUUCAAGAAGCACUGAUAGACGAUCUAAUGUGGAGCACCAUCAAAUUUAUAAAUUAUUUGAGAGUUUCUCUAUUGCAUUAAGCAAAGUUUCAAAUGAAUCUGUUGAUAACUAUAAAGAAGUGAGCACAAAAAUUUCAAUCAUCGAAAAUAAGCUGGCCGAUCAAAGCAAUUCAGCAAAGGAUUUUCAAGAGAAUUUUGAGCAUAAGGUAAAAGAAUGAAUAAAUGAAAGCCUAAAACCUCUGAUAGAAAUUAAAGAUCAGAUACCAAUUAUUAAUGAACAAAGGGAAAGCUCAGACAAAUCAAUUGAAGCAAUCAAAGCUGAAAUGAUAUUAAGCAGCAAAAAGACACAAGACCUAGAAAGUAAGCUAACUUUAUUAGAAGAAAAUUUGAAACCAACCUUUUUAUCAGUUGAUUCCCUAAAAGAAAUGCAGGAAAAUCUAAAAGCUAUGAUUAAAGAGCUACAAAGCAAUAUUUCAACUAUUCAAUCCAAACUCUAUAAUUUUAAGGAUGCAAACAUCAAAAUAUCCAAAGAAAUCAACUCCACAAGUGAAACUUUUUUAAAAGCUCAAGAAGACUUAAAAGCAAAACUCGACCAAAUGAGCAACGAAAUUCUAAUAGUCAGAGGCAACCAUCAAAAAUUAAGCACUGCAGUCAGAAACAAAGUUACAAAAUUAGAGCAUAAGUGUUCAGAUUUGUCCAAGCAGCAAACGACAAAAGAAGAAACAACUAAUAUUGCAGCUUAUCUAGAACUCGAAGAAAGGAUUAUCAAUUUAGAGAACCAUCAAAGAUCUAUAGUUGAUUUGAAGCAAGAGCUGUGUGACAAUGUCCAAAAACUUAACAAUUCAACCAACUUUCAAGAAAAUGGCCCAUACACUCCUAUUAGAAGAUCAGAGUCUGCUUCAAGACUGAAUACAAGAAUGUCUACAUCUUAUUCCAAGUUUCCGAAAAGAGCUUACACCAAACCUUCUACUCCUUCAGCAAUUUCUAAAAACUUAUUAACAAAUGGUGACACAUCUCCAUUAUCAACCAAGAAAGCCGAAACCAAUGAGCUUGAAGAAAGACUAUCAUGCUUAGAAAAACUAUCUAUCCAUAGAAAAGCAAUCGAACAAGCUGAGACUAUCAAAACUCGCUCAGACAAAGAGUCUCUUGAUGAUUUUCUUCCAGGUGAAGCUGAAAGUGUAGUCGUUAGUUCGUUACUAGAAAAAUCCAAGCGAAAUCGGCACAGCGAAAUUCUUCAGCUCAGCUUUGGCUCCUCUGGCAAAAUCCUAAGCCCCAUGUCUGCUUCUUUUAAAUCACUUGUGAGCUAUAGUGAAAAAAUAUCUCCAAGCUACAACGAGAACUGUUCUGCUUUUCCAAGCCUCGAACUCCAAGAAACCUUGAAAACUAAAGGAUUCAAUGUGACAGAAUCCAACCCCAAACUGUAUAGAGACUCAAGAUCUUUUUUUUCCGAGACGAAAUAA